UGGUGUCGCGAAACUACUGGUUCGAUGCAAACGCCUCAACUAUCGACUCGGCCUUCUAUCUGUGCGAUUCCACAACAGGCUGUAUGUAGUCAACAAAUCGUACUGCGACCAGGGCCUGCUCUGCUGCCACACCCUCGCCUUGCUUGAUGCCGUGUGCCGUGGACGCUCGCUGACUCCGUUGCUGUGAACAAUGACACGAAUUCUUCGUGGGCACUUAGGCUGUGCAAGCGCAUGUCGCAUCGACGACGGCAACCAGUGCAUCAAUGGCCACGUUGGAGUGUAAGUAUUGAUGGCAGAUGUGUGAUGGCAGCAGAUCUGGAGAGAUCAUGUCCGUGGCUGUGACGGUUGUGGCUCUGGCUGACGGUGACCAUGCCCGAUCAAUGUCUCUGCAGGCUCUGCAGACAGUGUCCAGAGGGGCAAUACGAAUGGGGCCGUCAGUGCGUCCGCUGCGACGACGCUGCAAGGAACAUUGCAGCUGGCAUCGCGGCAUUCAUUGCGUUGUUUCUCGUGGUCUGCAUCCUGCUGGACUUUGAUCACACGACUGUUGUUUCGAAGGCACUGUCGUUUCUCAGCCUGAGCCUCAACAUAGAGAACAGUCAGGGUGGAUGCGUGCUUCCAUUGAGCCCGUUCGACAAGAUGAUCGCUCCAUAUGUGGUUGCUCUUGGCAUGAUCGUUUGCCAGGGUCUGUGGCACGCGAUGAUCCAGUUCGUUCGGGGUCCUGAUCGAGGCCCGCUGUUCAAGAAGAUCUGGGCAAAGACGAUCCAUUGGUUUCCGUAUCUGGACACAGGCUUGGGACACUCUCUGAAACGGACAAGCAUCAUCCUGAUCUUUUUCUACUUCAGCCCGGUCUACAGCACAGGUGAGGCGCAUCCUUCGCAAGAUGGAUUCGUUGUGCACGCUCGAGAGUGUUCACACUGAUGCGGACGUGUGCUAACAUCCCUCGAGCAGCCGUCGGCGUUCUGUCCUGCAGGACCAUUGAGGGUCUUCCCUCAGUUGUGUGGGACUAUCCGUCGAUCCAGUUGAGCUGGAUGCGGGACGAGCGCACCAGAGCGAGUCAGUACUUUCUCGCAGCAGCC
This is a messenger RNA of Polychytrium aggregatum, 1076 nucleotides long. RefSeq lists its product as uncharacterized. Bases 370 to 918 code for a protein of 182 amino acids. NCBI's taxonomy places the organism in Eukaryota, Fungi, Chytridiomycota, Chytridiomycetes, Polychytriales. The record is from RefSeq and is a predicted model, not a curated record. The transcript has 2 exons.